Exserohilum turcica Et28A is the source of this 747-nucleotide messenger RNA. Its product is annotated as glycoside hydrolase family 61 protein. The record is from RefSeq and is a predicted model, not a curated record. Lineage: Eukaryota; Fungi; Ascomycota; Dothideomycetes; Pleosporales; Pleosporaceae. Bases 1 to 747 code for a protein of 248 amino acids. The transcript has 3 exons.
AUGCACUCCUCUGCCCUCCUUCUCGGCGCCGCCGCCCUCUUCCUCGACACCGUCUCCGCCCACGGCUUCGUCACCAACGUCAACAUUGCCGGAACCUCGACCAAAGGCUCCGACCCCGUGUGGUACUACCUGUCCAAGGAAAGCCGUGCCCAGACGGCCGGUUGGGACUCGCUGAACCAAGACCUGGGCUUUGUCGAGCCUGCCGCCGCCGGAACCGUAGACGUAAACUGCCACAAGAGCGCCACGGCUGGCCGCCUGUAUGCCAACGCUAACCCCGGCGACACCAUCGAGUUUGUGUGGAACACUUGGCCCGACAGCCACAAGGGGCCGAUUAUCAACUACAUUGCUCCUUGCAAUGGUGAUUGCACCACGCUAACCCCCGGCUCGCUCCGCUGGUCCAAGUUCUCGCAGGAAGCCAUCGUCAGCCCGGGUGUCUGGGUCACCGACAACAUGAUCAAGAACGGGUUCAAGACAUCGACUAAGCUGCCGUCGAAGCUCGCUGCAGGCAACUAUGUCAUCCGCCAUGAAAUUAUCGCUCUGCACAGCGGCUCGAAUGUGAAUGGCGCUCAGCUGUAUCCUCAGUGCUUGAACAUCAAAGUCGGAGGCAACGGCUCCGUCAAGCCCACCAACGGCGUCCCCGGAACCAGCUUGUACACAAAGGACAUGGCAGGCAUUGUCUUCAACAUCUACACGAACCCCACUUCGUACCCUUUCCCGGGCCCCGCGCUGUGGACUGCGGCUAACUAA